Messenger RNA from Lontra canadensis (Northern American river otter), 2451 nucleotides. It is a transcript of the gene ZNF133, whose product is annotated as zinc finger protein 133. Lineage: Eukaryota; Metazoa; Chordata; Mammalia; Carnivora; Mustelidae. Gene Ontology annotation, biological process: regulation of transcription by RNA polymerase II. The coding region runs from base 141 to 2267 and encodes 708 amino acids. Gene Ontology annotation, molecular function: RNA polymerase II cis-regulatory region sequence-specific DNA binding; DNA-binding transcription factor activity, RNA polymerase II-specific. The record is from RefSeq and is a predicted model, not a curated record. The transcript is spliced from 6 exons.
CCCGCGGGAUCCUUGCGGCAACUGUGCCCUUCCUGGCGCAGCAAGCCCCUGCCUGCCAAGAGAGGACUGCCUGGUGGGCAGAGAGAGGACUGCUGGGCUCCUGACAGUCCACCUUCAGGUGGGGACCCUUCCCCAUUUGCAUGCCAAACCUCAGUAGGUUUCCUUUGCUCAACUUAGAUAUCUUGUGCCCUACAGUGUCCCAUCUGCAUGAAAACAAGAUCUGCCUUCUGAGAUAUCAGCCUUCUUUAGGGAUACCAGGAAAAAUGGCCACAGGGUCCCGGAAAGCCAGGGUAAUGGCACACAUGGCCUUCAGAGAUGUGGCUGUGGAUUUCAGCCAGGAAGAGUGGAUGCUGCUGAGCCCUGCUCAGAGAUCCCUGUACAGGGAGGUGAUGCUGGAGAACUACAGCAACCUGGUCUCCCUGGGAAUUCCAUUUUCUAAGCCAAAACUUAUCAUCCAGCUGGAGCAAGGGAAAGAAACCUGGAGAGAGGAGAGAACGUGCCCACCAGCCACCUGUCCAGCAGAACCAAAGCCGGAACUCCACCUCUGUCCUUUCUGCCCUUCGGAUUUUUCCAGUCAGAAAUUCCACAUGCAGCACAUGCUGUGUAAUCAUCCACCAUGGGUCUUCACGUGCCUCUGUGCAGAAACUCACGUCGAGCCAGGGGAUCCGUGCCCAGUGGACCCGAAGCAGCAGCAACAAGCCUCAGAUCGAGAGCCGUGGAGUGAUAAAGCAGAAGGUCAAGAGACAGAAGUCGCCAAGCCUUUGUUUGGCAAGACAAAGAGGAGGACUUCGGGGACAUUCUCUAGGCCACCCCAAAGGCAGUCAGUCAGCUCUAGGAGUGGCAUCAGAGGCAUGGAGAUAGAGGCCAGCCCCACUCCGACGGGGAACCCCGAGGAAGCAGACAGACUGUUGAAGAGGAUAGAAGUCUUGGGCUUUGGAACGGUCAACUGCAGAGAGUGUGGACUGGGCUUCAGCAAGAUGACAAACCUGCUCAGUCACCAGAGGAUUCACUCCGGGGAGAAGCCAUAUGUGUGUGGGGUGUGUGAGAAGGGCUUCAGCCUGAAGAAGAGCCUCGCCAGGCACCAGAAGGCCCACUCGGGGGAGAAACCGAUUACGUGCAGGGAGUGCGGCCGCGGAUUUAACCGGAAGUCAACGCUUAUCAUCCACGAGAGGACACACUCAGGCGAGAAGCCCUACAUGUGCAGUGAGUGCGGGCGAGGCUUCAGUCAGAAGUCAAACCUCAUUAUACACCGGAGGACACACUCGGGGGAGAAGCCCUACGUGUGUCGGGAGUGUGGGAAGGGCUUUAGCCAGAAGUCUGCUGUCGUUAGACACCAGAGGACACACUUAGAGGAGAAGACCAUCGUGUGCAGUGACUGCGGACUAGGCUUCAGUGACCGGUCGAAUCUCAUCUCACACCAGAGAACACACUCCGGGGAGAAGCCUUAUGCCUGCAAGGAGUGUGGGCGCUGCUUUAGGCAGAGGACGACCCUGGUCAACCACCAGAGGACACACUCCAAAGAGAAGCCUUACGUGUGUGGAGUGUGUGGGCACAGCUUUAGCCAGAACUCAACCCUCAUCUCACACAGGCGGACACACACCGGUGAGAAGCCUUACGUGUGCGGGGUAUGUGGGCGUGGCUUUAGUCUGAAGUCACACCUCAACAGACACCAGAACAUACACUCAGGGGAUAAGCCCAUCGUGUGCAAGGAUUGUGGGCGAGGCUUCAGCCAGCAGUCAAAUCUCAUCAGACACCAGAGGACACACUCAGGGGAAAAGCCCAUGGUGUGUGAGGAGUGCGGGCGAGGCUUUAGCCAGAAGUCAAACCUCGUAGCACACCAGAGGACACACUCAGGGGAAAAGCCAUACGUGUGCAGGGAGUGUGGACGGGGCUUCAGUCACCAGGCGGGUCUCAUCAGGCACAAGAGGAAGCACUCGAGGGAGAAGCCUUACAUGUGCAGACAGUGCGGACUGGGCUUUAGCAACAAGUCAGCUUUAAUCACACACAAACGGGCACAUUCAGAAGAGAAGCCAUGUGUGUGCCGAGAGUGUGGCCAAGACUCUAUCCAGAAGGCACACCUCCUCUUACAUCAGGUGACACACCAGGGGGAGAAGCCUUACAUGUGCAAGACGUGUGGCCAAGGCUUCAGCCACAAGUCGCACCUCAGCAGACACAGGAGGAUGAAAUCUGUCCACUACAAACCGCCACUCCAGCCUGACUCUGAGGCCUGUACAGGACAAUCUCCUGACCUCUUACACUCUCUUUGAGAGUGAACGUGGUAGCAAGGACUAAAUAAAUCAUCAAAAUUGUGACACUUCCAUGAAAUGGAGUAGAGAAGUGCAUUCUGGGGGCAGUCAGAGGACAUUUGACUUAGUUCACUUUCUCCACACUAAGUCUUCAUGUUUUGGGGCCUUUUGUUCUAAUAAACAUUGCUUCUUUACGAAUCUGUAA